ACUGAAGGUGGAGAAAGUAUCAUCCAUCUCCUCCACACCCACCUUCCCGUUUACUAAACAUCACACAUAGACAGAAUAGUGAGAGAAGAAAGAACUACAGAUUCCCAAUGACUUAUUCACUUCACUAAUCCAUCAACAUGUCACACCACAGCAGCAGUCAUACUGGAGUAUUAAUAAUACUGGAGAAUACUGGGAAUUUACACAAUAAAGGAAAGGUGAACAAGAGAUCGAAUAAGAGAGACUGAUACCAGGAGAACCAGAGUGGAAGAAGAGAGAGCAUGAUGGGAAAAACAGAAUGAACAGAUUGAGAGGAGAGAGUGAUGGCAGCUACGUGUUUGCUGAAACGCUGGGUUAAUUUCAUGGCUGUCUUUUGCCUUUCACAAUGACAAGCGAAAAUAUGAUGUUGAUUGUAAUAUUUCUGCUCUCAGUUCAGGAGUGUCAAUCAAUUGACCUUACUUACACUGUCAGAGAAGAAGAAAGUCCCGGCACUUAUAUUGGAGACGUUGCUGCUGAUUCCCAUUUCUUCGAUACUGUCCCAUCCAAGGAUGCACAUUUGAUAACAUUCAGUGAGGUGCAACGGAGAAAGACGCAGUUGUUUAAUGUGAGUGAAAAUGGAGGAUUAUACACAGCACACAAGCUGGAUGCUGAAUCCCUCUGUACUUUUAACAAAGAAUGUAGUAGAGUUUCUAAAGUUGCUAUUCGGAAAGGGAAAUCGUUUUUGAAGAUCCUUAAAGUGAAAAUAAUUAUUGAAGACAUUAACGACCAUCAGCCAAACUUCCCUAACUCUCAUGUUAGUAUCCAGUUUUCAGAACGAGAUAGCAAAGGGUCACAGCUGACUAUCCCCAAUGCUAUUGAUAAAGACAUUUUCUCCCAAAAUCACAUGAUCAACUAUCAUUUAAAAAAAAUUGAUGGUGAACCAUUUUCAUUGUCUGUUACUAAAAGAGUUGAUGGUAUAUCCUCCUUAAAGAUUAUUUUAGAAACAAAAUUAGAUCGAGAAGUAAAAGAUACAUAUAAUAUUGAAGUUGUAGCAAAGGAUGGUGGUUCCCCACCAAAGCAGAGCAGCUUAAAUGUAGAAAUUACAGUUAAAGAUGAAAAUGAUAACCAGCCAGUCUUCUCACAGAAUGUUUAUAAUAUAUCCAUAGAAAGUACACAUGAAUUAGACAGACCGGUGUUGAAGUUAUCUGCUAAUGACCUAGACAUUGGCAAUAACGGUAUUGUUUCUUAUGAUUUUAGUCCUAUGAACUCAAAUAAUAUGAAAACUAAAUUUCGGUUGAAUGAACGGACUGGGGAAAUUUUUUUGACUAAACAGUCUCAUGUUGAGGAAAAGAAUAAUUUUGAGUUGUACAUCGAAGCCAGAGAUGGAGGCAGCCCUCCUCUCAGUUCCAUAGCCACCAUUAUGAUAAAAGUUAUCAAUCAUCACAAUAACCCUCCAAAUAUUGAUAUAGACUUUGUCUCAGCUAUCAAUGACAACACAGCAACCAUUUUCGAAGACAUCAAAGUUGGUAGUUUCAUUGCUUAUGUGAUGGUCACUGACAAUGAUGUUGGACACAAUGGACAGGUGAACUGUCAUAUCAAAGAUGACACAUUCAAACUACAGUCAAUGGGAUCGAAGGAAUAUAAAAUAGUUCUAAAGAAAGCAGUAGACAGAGAGACACAGGAACAUUAUCACUUUACUGUGUCGUGUGAAGAUAAAGGAUUACCUGCUCUGAAAACUGAUAAAGAUCUGUCAAUCCAAGUGUUGGAUGUGAAUGAUGUAGAACCACACUUUACGAAAGACACAUUCAAGUUCCUUACCUAUGAGAAUGACAAAGCUAAUUUCCCUAUUGGCUUUAUCAAUGCUACAGACCCAGAUAUUGGUAAGGGAGGUGAAUUGUCUUAUUCUCUGAGAAAUAAACAGCAAUAUCGUCUGCCAUUCCAGAUUAUCAACUCUGGCUUUAUUUCAACAAACCAGUCUUUAGACAGAGAACACAGAGAUUUCUAUGAGUUUGAGGUUUUUGUGAAAGACAAUGGAAGCCCAUCUCUGAAUAACACAGUGAAUGUUGAAGUGGAAGUAUUGGAUAGAAAUGAUAAUGCUCCCUAUUUUACAUUUCCUAGUGUUGACCCUUUCACUCUUGAUGUCCACUAUCAUCCGCAAAGUAAGAACGACAUCACAGUUCUGAAAGCAUCUGAUAUAGACAGUCACAUGAAUGCUUUUCUCAGGUAUGAAAUCGUUUCAGGUAACGAGAGACAGUUAUUUAAACUGGACUCGUUCACUGGUGUGUUAUCUUACUCUCGCACAGUUUACCAAAAUGAUGCCGGAUCAUAUGAGCUUGAGUUUGUUGUGAAAGACAGUGGUACUCCAGUUCUCUCAGCAACAACUAGCAUCUCUUUGACACUGACUGUUAGCAACAAGACGUCACCAAUGUUCACAGCUGUGCACCUACCAAGUGAUAACACAAUAGAUGCGACAUUGUUGAUUAUCAUUGUAGUAGCAGCUGUGAUAGUAUCUAUAGCUAUUGUGGUUUCUAUAACCCUGUGUAUUAUUCGAGGUAAUGUGAGACACGGCUCAUCUAGAACAGAAAAUAAACAGGCAUACCAAUGUCAGAAUGAGAUGAGACAGUUGAUCUAUCAAGGUAACAACAGUGUCUCUGUGAUGUCAGGUAAUCAAGGAGAGAUAUCAGACAGAUACUGUCAUUCAAGAAGUCAGUACUAUUCUGAAGACUGGAAUACUCCAACUGUUCCAAGACUGCCAAAAUCAUUGAAGAAGUACAGUGAACCGGUUGAAGUAACAUCUUAUGGUGAACUCCGGGAACUAGAAAAUUACAAGAGUGACACUCUAGUAACCUACAAGGACACUGGCCGAAGUUGGAUAGAUAGAGAUAUUGGAUAUUAUGAAGAAAUACCAGCAUUGUCAGAUCUCUAUAGUGCCUGUCCUGCUAUAUCCACCAGCUAUGAGAGACAACAUUACCAAGAUAGAUUUCUUAAGCCCCUAGAAAGACAGCUGUCCCUGACACCUGAAGACAUCAUUAACUGACCCAAGGCAAUUUCUAUAAUAUCUUACAAUCUCAAUCAUCAAAAUUACUUAGAAAUAGAAUAAACUCUGUAUACCUGAAGAGGAAAGAAAAAGAGACCAGAUUUUUCAUUACUUAAAGUUUCAUUAAAACUGUUUCCAUUCAUGUAGUUUUAUUUUUUUUAAAUGCAUAGUUCUUACACAUUUGAAAAGUAUAAAUUAAACAUAUGCAUAUAGAACCAAGAGUGUGAUAUUUCUGAUAAUACUCAUUUUCCCUAUUAAACUACUGCUGCUGCUGCUAUAUCACAAAUGAUUACAAUACAAAAUAAAACUUCUAAAUGCUUUCUAUUUGCAUCCCUAGUCAUAUUAUUAUUAAUCAUAAAGUUUAAACAGUCUUUAUUUUCUCCCCAUUCAUGUUUGUCCAUUCACUCUAAACUUACCAACUGGUUAUUUUUUUCAGUCAAGGUUUCAUAUUUGAUGUUUUGUUUCCCUCAAAGAUAUAGAAAUGCAAACAUUAUCACUAAAUUAUUAUUUAUAAAAAACACUACUCUUUGGUCCUUUAAAUAUAUUAGAAUUUGUUUUUAUAAGACUGCAAUUGAAAAUAAAAUCACGUAUAAAAUAACAUUACACAUAGUUAAGGGAGAUGAUAGUUUAUUGUAAAUGUUGAGUAAAUA
Molecule: messenger RNA, 3663 nt
Organism: Octopus sinensis (East Asian common octopus)
Lineage: Eukaryota; Metazoa; Mollusca; Cephalopoda; Octopoda; Octopodidae
Product: protocadherin beta-15-like
Exons: 5
Coding region: 383-3013 (876 amino acids)
Biological process (GO): homophilic cell-cell adhesion
Cellular component (GO): plasma membrane
Molecular function (GO): calcium ion binding
Source: RefSeq, a predicted model, not a curated record